AUGACCGGUCAUAAAUCCGAAAAAUUGUAUUUUCCUUGUAAUCCCUUCGAUGCAAGAUGUUCGUAUAGGCUUAGGUAUGUCAUUUUUAAACUUUUUUUAUUUUUUGGUGAUAACUUUUUUUUACAAAAUCAAAAAAUGGCAAAAACUUUCUUUAAAAAACAUAAAAUAACAAAAAUUUUCUUUACAAAACAAAAAAUGGCGAAAUUUCUUUACAAAACAAAAAACAGCAAGAACUUUAUUUACAAACCAAUUUCAAGCCUAAUUCUAUUCAUUUUCAGUGCUAAUCAAUCAACUUUGGACAAUUUGUUCACGAUCGCCUUUUACGUUAUCCUGGUGAUAACCGUCAUUUUUCUGAUGUUCUGUAUUUGGCUGAUCGUCGCUCUAAUAAGAACAAAGAAAAGCUUUCGAGAUCACAUUUGCCAGGUUACACCACUUGUAGAUAUUCAGCCGCUCCAAGUGCAUACACCCAGUUUAUCACACUCAUGGGAUAACGAGUAAGCACUUGAUAAUUAUUAGCCUUAGCCUUAGCCUUAGUCUUAGCCUUAGCAUUAGCCUUAGCCUUAGUCUUAGCCUUAGUCUUAGCCUUAGCCUUAGCCUUAGCCUUAGCUUUUAGCCUUAGCUUUUAGCCUUAGCCUUAGCCUUUACCUUGCCUCUUACUCUAAUUUACCGUGUCUUACCCUACUGGCUUUUACCUUAUCCUGCUCUACCUCACUCUGUCAAAUGGUUCUAGCCGUACAUCUUUCAAACUUUUCGUACUUUAGUUUUACUACGCUCUGCUUUUACCAUAUAACCCUACACAUUUUACUCAAUUUUUUGUGGUUUCAGACCCAUAAUUAACCUUAAUUUAAACUCAAAAUUUGAUUUUUGAACUAUUUAAUUUUAUUAGGGGUUUCUGUCGGGUUUUAUUACCUUUGCAGCUAACAAAUGGGUCCAAACCUUAACCUAAUUAUCGUUGGCAUAGAAAUUUAAUAUCCAAACUAUUUUUAUCUGCAACCGAAAAAUGUAAAAACUACUUCUGGCUUGCCGUGGAAACGAAAAGAUCUUUCUUUAGAAAACAAAAAUGGCAAGAACUUUAUUUACAAAACGAAAAUUGACAAUAACUUUCUUUACAAAACAAAAAAAAUUUUAUUUUUUUUAACUUUUAAUGCUUUUAAUAAUGAUUUUUCAGAGAACUGCUCGAAUACAAGCGCCAAAUGAGAGCGAAACAAGCCAAAACCAAGUCUCCGAUUCGGCCCAAAAUCGACAGUAACAGCACCGACAGCUAA
Molecule: messenger RNA, 1265 nt
Organism: Bursaphelenchus okinawaensis
Lineage: Eukaryota; Metazoa; Nematoda; Chromadorea; Rhabditida; Aphelenchoididae
Source: the annotation of a GenBank genome assembly